UUAGUCUUUCAACAAUCGUUGAAUAAGUCAGUGAUGAGUUUGCAUUAUCGUUGAUUACGGUGAAUUAAUUUAAGUCGCGCAAACAAUGCAGAGAUUAAUUUUGCUGACAAUAAUAUCCAAUUUAUGCUUGCAAUGCAUUUCACAUCCAUAUCCGUCAUUGCAGAAUGUUGAGAUCAUAGAUAUUGAAAGUGAUGGAAGUAAUCAGACUGAUAAUAAUUAUGAGCGUGUAUUCGUUAAAAUAGCACAGAAUUACAGGAAAAUAAAUGAGAAGCAAAAGUCAUCGGGUCAACAUGAUACCAGCCAUAAAUCAUCAACAAACUGUGGAUAUGAGUCCUGUCCAAAAAUAAAGCCUGAUAUGAUAAAUGUGCACUUAGUUGCUCAUACACAUGAUGACGUUGGAUGGCUAAAAACGGUCGAUCAAUAUUACUACGGCAGCAAAGGACUAAUACAAAAAGCUGGCGUUCAGUACAUCCUUGACACAGUUGUUCAAGCACUUCUUCAAGAUCCAUCAAAAAGGUUCAUUUAUGUCGAGUCAGCAUUUUUCGAAAAGUGGUGGCGGGAACAAGAUGAUAAACUAAAAGAGCAAGUGAAGAUGCUUGUAAAUGAGGGUCGGCUUGAAUUCAUUGGUGGUGCAUGGUCUAUGAAUGAUGAGGCGACAACACAUUAUCAGAGCAUUGUUGAUCAAUUUACAUGGGGCUUGAGAUUCCUUAAUGAUACAUUUGGUCAAUGUGGGCGUCCACGUGUUGGAUGGCAGAUAGAUCCGUUUGGUCAUUCAAGAGAACAAGCAUCAUUGUUUGCCAAAAUGGGAUUCGAUGGUUUAUUUAUUGGACGUUUGGAUUAUCAGGAUAAAUUGAAUCGAUUGAUGAAUAAAUCAGCAGAAAUGAUAUGGGAGUCGAGUGCGAAUUUAGAUAACACUGAUCUAUUCACUGGCGUGCUGUACAAUAAUUAUGGACCACCGAAUGGAUUCUGCUUUGAUAUUUUAUGUGAUGAUGAGCCCAUAAUUGAUGAUAAGCACAGUCCAGACUAUAAUGUUGAUAGGCGGGUCGAUGACUUUGUAAGUUAUGUUAAGAAUAUGUCUCAAGCAUACAAUACCCGUAAUGUCAUCAUCACAAUGGGUGAGGAUUUCAAUUAUCAGCUCGCACAAAUGUGGUUUAAAAACCUCGACAAGUUGAUAAAAUACACAAACAAACGCCAAGCUGAAGGACUCAACGUAAAUCUCUUCUAUUCAACACCAUCAUGCUACCUAAAAUCCCUCUACGAUGCAGGCAUAACAUGGCCAACGAAAAACGACGACUUCUUCCCAUACGCAAGUGAUCCACAUGCAUAUUGGACUGGAUAUUUCUCAUCUCGUCCAACAAUUAAGAGAUUCGAAAGAGUCGGUAAUCAUUACUUACAAGUUUGCAAGCAACUAUCGUCAUCAGCAAAAGUCCAAGAGAAAUUCUUUGAUGGACAUUUAAAAGUAUUAAGGAUGGCGAUGGGUAUUAUGCAACAUCAUGAUGCAGUAACUGGAACAGAGAAGCAACAUGUUGCAAAUGAUUAUAGUCGAAGAUUAGAUCUGGCCAUGUCGGCAUGUGGUUUAAAUAUAAAAUCAUCACUCAAUCAAUUUGUUACUAACAAAUCGCCUUCGAUUCCACCGACAUCAGAGAGCAGUAUAAAGGCAAACCACACGUCAAUGGUAGAAUCAGAUUAUUGGGAUUUACAAUUCGAAUCUUGUCUCAAUUUGAAUAUAUCUGUAUGUAAAAUAUCGGAGGAUUCCAAUCAAUUUAUGGUUACUGUUUAUAAUCCAUUGGCUCAUGCUACAUAUCAAUACGUACGAAUGCCAGUGUCUGGCUCUAAAUAUGAAGUUCGUGACUAUCGUAAUAUUAUUGUGCCAUCUCAAUUAGUUUCAAUUCCCAGUAGCAUCAAAUCAAUUGACUAUCGUUUGAGUAGUUCCAACAAUGAAAUUGUCUUACAAGCAACAGAAGUUCCAGCAUUCGGAUAUAAAUCUUACUUUGUAUCUCGCAUCAUGAAUGAAAUUGAACCAAGUGUGAUUCACGUAACGAGACGACACAAACGUAAACCAGAAAUAGUUGUUAUUGGAAAUGAGCAAGUGAAUGUGACAUUUGAUGUCAAUGGACUUUUGUCACAAAUAUGUGUAUCAGGUGGAACUUGUAGUAAAUUAUCCCAAAAAUUCCUUUAUUAUAAAGGUGCAGUUGGAAACAAUGAAAUAUAUGAGAAUAGAUCAUCAGGUGCAUACAUCUUUCGUCCUGAUCCAAAAUCAUCCGAGAAAGAGAUUGCAAAGCAUGCAACAAUUGAUGUCAUAAAAGGUGAGGAGGUUGAUGAAGUUCACCAAACAUUCAACGAGUGGUUAAGUCAGGUCGUUCGUAUCUACAAGACAGAGAAUUUUGUUGAAUUUGAGUGGCUUGUUGGACCGAUUCCAAUUGACGAUGGAGCUGGCAAAGAAAUUAUUUCACGUUUUUACACGGUCAUGAAAACAGAUGGUGUCUUCUACACUGAUUCUAAUGGACGAGAAAUGCUGAAAAGAAAGCGAAAUCAUCGUGAUACGUGGAAGGUUAAUAUAAAAGAGCCAGUGGCUGGAAAUUAUUAUCCAAUAAAUACAAAAAUAGCUAUUGAAGAUAAGGAACAUCGAUUGGCUGUAUUGACAGACCGUGCUCAAGGUGGUUCGAGUCUUUAUGACGGCACUGUCGAACUGAUGAUUCAUCGCAGGCUAUUACAUGACGAUGCUUUUGGCGUUGGUGAAGCACUGAAUGAGACAGCAUAUGGCGGUAAAGGUUUGAUUGCGCGUGGAAAACAUUAUUUAAUUUUUGGCAAGAAAACAAAUGAAUCUCCAACGCUUGAGGGACAAGAACGUUUACUGCAAAAUCGUGUAUUGAUUCCAAAUUGGCUGUUCUUCGAUGAUGUUUCGAGCAUUAGCUAUGAUGAUUGGACGAAAAAAUAUUCGAAUAUUCAUUCAUCCAUAGGAUUGUCUUUACCACAAAAUGUCUAUUUCAUGACAUUUGAGCCGUGGAAAGAUGGAACGUUCUUAAUUCGAUUUGAACAUUUAUUGGAGAAAAACGAAGAUCCGGAGCUUUCAAAAACCGUGAGAUUUAAUUUAACGGAUGUCUUUCCAGGCUAUGAAAUUGACUUGAAAGAAGUCACAUUAUCGGCAAAUCAAUGGAUUGAGGAAUUACAAAGAUUGCAUUUCAAGUCAGAAGGUGCCGAUUUACUCGAUGAAAUAAAUUUAACUGAUAGUGAUAAGCUUAAGCCUGUAAUUGAUAUGGAAAUUACACUUGAUCCGAUGGAAAUGAGGACAUUUGUGAUGACUAUGUGGGCUAAAGUUUAGAUUAAAUUUAAUCUCAUAUAGAAUCAAUUGGAUUGAACAUUAUGAUUCCUAUACUGAGUAAAUAUAAUGUGACAAUCUGACUGGUUCUUUUAUAGACUGUAAUAAAAACCAAUUAAAAAACUUUUUUUUAUACACGAA
Messenger RNA from Chironomus riparius, 3460 nucleotides. The record is from the annotation of a GenBank genome assembly. Lineage: Eukaryota; Metazoa; Arthropoda; Insecta; Diptera; Chironomidae.